CUUCGCUCGUCCGGUCCGGUUCGGGUGGCAAAUCAUUGACAUAUCCCUCCCUCCCCCCCCAGCCCGCAAGCCCAAGCCCAAGCCCAAGCCCAAGCACCCCCCCGGAUUCAAAAUCCGCGCGGGGGUUAUUUAGUGUCCGGCGUGUACGAGACGAAGAAGAAGCUCGCUGGAUCAAAAGCCAAAAGGUGGACCGAGCCCCCGAGUGACGCAAGCGGAGUACGGGGGCUAGGAAGCGACAAGGAAAUGGGUGUAAGGACAGUUGUGUGCGAGUCCGGGGCUUGCAGCAGGAAUUGGCCCCUUCAAUGUGCUGCUGACUUAACAAAAAGCGGGGGCUCCAAAUGAUUCGCGCAAGAUUCUGUUGUGCGCUGUGUCCACGAGAGCUCGGCGAUGGCGGGGGCUCGGCCUGGCGACACCUGCGAGGGCUGCCAGCCCCGGACAUUACUUCUGGCUAUGUCGCCCCGUCAACGCGAAAGCAGCAGCAGCUGCGUCUUGUCUCUUGUCUCGGCGGGCCAGGAACGUUCCAUGCCCGUGCCCCGCCCGUGCUGGAGCGACGUCACGACUCGCGCAGCCAGGGCUUCCCAUGCUGGCGAGCGAUCGAGCGACGUCACGAAUCCAUGCGCUUCUUCUUCUUCUUCUUCUUCUUUUGUGGGAAUAUCGUGUGGCCGAUGUGGAGACUGGUCAGGUACGGUCGGAGAUGUCGCCCAUCGUUCACAGAUCGAUCGAUCCAUGGGUCUUCUUCCAGGAGCAUCUAUGGCAGCUUUUUCCACUCAAAUAAUUCAUCUCCUGUUUGCUUCGAAACGAAUUCUCCAUUCGGACAGGACAACGUCGAGGCCUCCUUCGAGCUCCGAAACGUCUGAUUCUGUUGCCCUGCUGCUGUUCGAUUAUCGUCAAGCAAUGGAGUUCCGGUGGACUGUACUAGGGCAUCUGGACUACGAUCGGACUGGCCCUGUACUCGAUGAAGAGUCUCAUGAGUACCAAACGAACGAGCUGCCGUGAUCUCCCUCCCGUGCAGAGAGGGGCUUGCCUUCGAUUUGCAGAUUGGAUUAUACUCAACUCACUCCCUCGUAGUCUCACGACCGAUUCGCAAGAAUCUGUCAUCCAUACAUUCCAUGUGUGGGUUUUCAGACAGAGGAAAAUUGUUUUGCUUUUGUUAUUUUCCUCCUUGCAAGCCACACCAAAGCCGUAAUGAGUGCAAUAUUCUAUCAUCCCACAUUAUUCUCUUCUGCAAAGUUCCAAGCUUUUUCUUUUUUGGCUCUUGCGAACUUUUUUUUUUUCUUUCUUCCCGCAUCGUCAUCAUCAGGCAGGCAGUUCACACUCUUUACCUGGUGAUGACUAACAGUCACACAAUUAUUUCACGCGAUCGUCGUGUUGUUUUCUCGCUUCCAUCUCGUCCAUUCUGGUGUCUUAGCCUCACCCAUGUUCUCAAAACGGCGCACAGUGCUAUAGUACGAGAUUUAGCUCACAGCAGUCUGAAGUCCAAUGAGCAGUUUGUGCUGAAUAAAGUUCAUUGGGAGUCGCAAAAAGGAGCUCUCCCAGGAUCUCACGAGGAAUCUUGCUGUUGAGGAAGCGAGCAGAGCUGCAGAGCAUUUGAGAUGGACUUCGGGACAAAAAAAACAUCCACUGUGCUGCUGCUGGGUGGUCUUGUGCAAAAGGAUAUGAAGAUGAUCAAGGAGGAUACGAGAAAUAUGCUCGCAAUGGAGACGACAAUGAAUGACACUUCCUAUCAUAAGUUCGGCACAUAAGAGAGCUGAGUGGAGGCAGGAUUUUCCUUGAAGCACGAUCCAUUGAUCCACUCGAGCACGAUCGUAAUCAUUCGAGGGAAGAGGGGUGAUCAUGGGAGAAAAUCGAACUGCUUAAUCUUUGCUCCACGACAUCGAGCAUCAAUGGUGUUGCCGAACAACAUGACAUGAAGAACGCUCCUCCAGGCAUCAGAUUGUGCAGCUUUAAAAUUAUACUCUUACAUGGCCUAAGAAUCACAUCUCAGACAAUCGAAAGGUAUCCUAGUUUCCAUGCCUAGGAGUCGUCUUAUCGUUUCUUGGUGUUUACGUGUGAUGGUUGAACCUGCAAGACAAAGUGUGUUCUCGUUGACCACAUGAUCUCAUACCAACGGGGUCAUUCUUGCAGCAGUCGGCACGUGCUUGUUUUGUAUUCUACAACAUCUGAGGAUGAUGUAAGCAUAACGCUCUUGUACAUCCUCUGCUCUGGGGCCAUGACGAGCAUUAUUAUCAUUGUUAUUUUGUGGUGCAAGGUACAUCAGAUGUUGGCCGAAGGAAAGGAGUGCAAAAUUUCUUACCUCGAAUGAUUUUUCAAUCCACUGUAUCGAAAAUGGUCAGUGUCAUUUUCGUAGUAUAAAUCUUCAUUCUGAAAUUUCUAUCUCAGAUUCAUGUAUAACAACCCGUUGAGGACAGGAGAGGUAUGUAGACCUUUUUGACAUACCUUGCAUCCAAUAAAAUGAUCAAGCCAAAGUGGAUAAAAUACUCUAUACUCCAUACUCUAUACUCUACAAUCUACCGUAGAUCUUCAAAAGCUGUCCCAUAGAAUGAACAUAGACAUUAAAGCAACAGUGAUGCUAUGAAGCUUCGUAGUGUAGAUACAGAGAUGGAUAAGGAGAGUGAUGUAGCAUAGCGUCCUGAGAUAUACUCAAGGCUUAGACGUGCUUAGCGUAGUAUGAAUGCAUCCAAGCAUUCCAAGGAUUGGCGCAGACUCGUGCCUCUGGCUGGCAUGGGAGUUGUGUGCUCCAUGGCGACUUGUGCGUGUUAAAUUUAGAGCCCUCCUCAACGAUCCCUCGACUUCCAUGACCGAACCUUCGACGUGAAAGUUUCAAAUUCGAAGCAGGGUACUCACACCUUUACCAAACUUCAUUGCGAGUAAAUUAUUCCGUGUAGCUCGGUAUCACAUUUGCCUAGCAGAGUUAAAUCAGAGUAUUCCAUGAGGACAUUAUUAUGAAGGAUUAUACCGCAAAUGAUGAGGCCAGGAGUUUGCUACGUUUGCAGAAUGGUUUCUUCACAUAUUUGAAACUAAAGCUAAGAGG
Messenger RNA from Marchantia polymorpha subsp. ruderalis, 3031 nucleotides. NCBI's taxonomy places the organism in Eukaryota, Viridiplantae, Streptophyta, Marchantiopsida, Marchantiales, Marchantiaceae. The record is from the annotation of a GenBank genome assembly.